Molecule: messenger RNA, 2259 nt
Organism: Aplosporella prunicola CBS 121167
Lineage: Eukaryota; Fungi; Ascomycota; Dothideomycetes; Botryosphaeriales; Aplosporellaceae
Exons: 2
Coding region: 298-2160 (620 amino acids)
Biological process (GO): transmembrane transport
Cellular component (GO): membrane
Molecular function (GO): transmembrane transporter activity
Source: RefSeq, a predicted model, not a curated record
CGCGAGCUGGUCGUGUCUGUCAUUGGUUGUGUCCCCGGUGCGGCUCAGCGCGCAACACCUGCAUACGCGCCCCGAGCCGAAGCGAGGCGGGGUGGCGCCGGCGGGAGAUGCUCGGACAAGAGGGAGUUUCGAAUUGCAUCAUCGUCAAUCGCAGCCGCCAACUUUCGAUCUGUUUCACCGCAACAGUGGAAACAAAAUGGCUGCUGGCACUCCAUCUCCCCGCCUUUGUCCACAUCCACACCCACACCCCGCCAGCUAGCAGCGUCCAAGGGUGUCUUGGUCCUGCUCUUCUCCGCCAUGCCUCACACCUCACGACCCCGCUCGCCCGUCGACACCGUCCAGCACGACUACGACGGCGGCGAGGCCCUUACGCGCCGCACGUCCGCCCUCGAAGAAGCUCCCAGCCUCGCGCCGCCCGCCGGCUUCCCUGGCAUCUCGGCCCCGCGCCGCCGCAGCAUCGCCUCGCACGCCAGCGACGACAUUCCGCUCGAGCAGCUCGCGUCGCUGACCCGCAGCGCCUCGGCCAUCAGCGGCCACCGCGAGGCCGUCAACAACGCCCACGAGCUGCACGACAACGUCCACGACCUGCCUGCCAUCCAGCGCCCUAGGCCCGCGAAGCCCGGAAAUUUCAACGCCAUCCGCGAGGUGCCGUCGGAGUUUACCACGCCCUUGUCCACACGGCCGCCCUCGCCGGUUGGGGGAGAUACUGCUGCCGGAGCCGGUGCGGAGGCGUCGUUGGAACGCGAGCAGGAGCAUGGCAUUGCGCAGCACUACCCGGACGUGGGCACGCUGAGGUCGUGGCGUGGGGCGCUCAUUCUCGUCGUCACCUGCGGCGCGCAGCUUAUGGACAACGUCUUCAUGACGGGCGUCAACAUUGCCCUGCCGGCGAUCCAGCGCGACCUCGACGUCGAGAGCAUUGAUCUGCAGUGGCUGCUGUCGGCCUACACGCUGACGUUCGGUGGGUUCUUGCUGCUGAGCGGCGUGCUGGCUGAUCGAUUUGGGAGGAAGCUUAUCUUCGCUGUGGGCAUGGGCAUGCUAAGCGUUUGGAGCUUAGCCAACGGCCUCGCCUCGAGCUUUAUACAGCUCACGAUCUUCCGCGCGAUCCAGGGUAUCGGGGCGGCCAUGACCAUCCCGUCGGCCGUGGGCAUCAUCAGCAACUACUUCAUCGCCAAGGAUCGUACACUCGCCCUGACCAUCUUCGGUGCCUCUGGGGCUGUCGGUUUCUGCUUGGGCCUGAUUUUCGGUGGCUUCCUUACCGCGUCGCUGGGCUGGCGCUAUAUUUUCUACAUUGCUGUCGCCAUCACGGCAAUUGUCGGCAUCAUUGGGUGGUUUGUGCUCCCGAAGGAUAGACUCGAGGGCAGCCACCGCCCGCAGCUCGACCUGUUGGGUGCUGGUCUCUCGACCACGGGCCUUAUUCUGCUGAGCUUUGUGCUCUCGAGCGGCGGUGUCUACGGCUGGGGCAAGGCGUUUAUUAUUGCGCUGCUCGUUAUCAGCGUCGCGCUGCUGGUCAGCUUCGCCUGGGUCGAGAGCAAGGUGUCGAAUCCCGUCAUGCCGCUCAGCCUCUGGAAGCUGCGCAACUUUCCUGCGUUGUGGAUUGGCGGCUUCGCAAUGUACGCUGCCUACCAAACGGUUGUCUACUACACGACGCUCGCGGCGCAGGACGUCAACCACCUCAGCGCGGGCCAAACGGCGCUGCGCUUCCUCCCCAUGGGGGCCACGGGCUUCACGACGGGCAUCAUCAUGGCGCACACGCUGGGGCGCGUCGACCUGCGCGCGCUGCACCUCAUCGGCAUGGGGCUGUGCACGAUUGCGCCGGUGCCGGCGGCGCUGAUGCGGUCGGGCAGCGACAUCAGCUUCUGGCCGCACGUGUUCCCGACGAGCGUGCUGGCCGUGGCGGGCACGACGGUGGCAUACAACACCAUCACGGUGUUCCUGCUCGAGUCGGUGCCGGUGAACGCGAAGAGCCUGUGCGGCGGCAUGGUCAACACGGCGUUUCAGAUCGGCAGCGGGGUUGGGCUGGCGCUGGCGAGCGCGGUGGUGCAGGCGGUCGAUGGCAAGGCUGGCCCGGCGAGGCAGUAUGGCACGGGGCUGUGGUGCUGCGUGGGGCUGGCGGGGGUGGGGCUGGUGUCGGGGCUUGGGGUGCGGAAGGUGAAGGGGUAGACAGUAGGUAUGUAGGUACCUAUGGUAUGUAGUUUCUCUCUGUCUUUUCUGUCGACAUGAAGAUGUGGACGCGACUCGCGUAGGAAUCGCGUAGGAAUC